Molecule: messenger RNA, 567 nt
Organism: Naegleria fowleri
Lineage: Eukaryota; Heterolobosea; Eutetramitea; Acrasida; Naegleriidae
Exons: 1
Coding region: 1-567 (188 amino acids)
Biological process (GO): protein peptidyl-prolyl isomerization
Cellular component (GO): catalytic step 2 spliceosome
Molecular function (GO): peptidyl-prolyl cis-trans isomerase activity
Source: RefSeq, a predicted model, not a curated record
AUGUUAAACAACAACGACAAUCUAUCGGAAGAAGAAAAUGCCUCUUCAACCUUCCAUUCCGUUCAUUCCCGAUAUUUAAAAUUUGAUACCAGCGUUGGAUCCUUCAUCAUAGAGCUCUACACUUCCCAUGCUCCGAUCACUUGCCAACAUUUUCAAGAACUUGCUCUCAAUGGAUAUUACAAUGAUACUCUUAUUCAUACGAUACAACCGAAUCAUGUUUUCAUUGGAGGUGAUCCAACCAACACGGGAAAAGGAGGAACACCUUUUGAUGGAUAUUUAAGUGAACUUGUUACAAGCAGACUCAAACAUACAGGAGCUGGAAUAAUCGGCAUGUGUGAAAAUUCACAAUUUUAUGUUACAUUAGCACCAACUCCAUGGAAUGAUGGAAAAUAUGGUGUAUUUGGUCGUGUUAAAAAAGGUAUGAAUGUGAUUAAAGCUAUCAGUAAAAUUCCAACUGGAAGCAAGCAACAUACGAUGGGAGGAAACGUCGAAGAAGAAGGUACCACUCCUUUGGAAGAUAUUAUGAUUCAUAGCAUUGUGGAAGUGAAUGAAGAAGAAAUUAAUUGA